This is a messenger RNA of Alternaria rosae, 441 nucleotides long. RefSeq lists its product as uncharacterized. The record is from RefSeq and is a predicted model, not a curated record. The coding region runs from base 1 to 441 and encodes 146 amino acids. The transcript is spliced from 2 exons. NCBI's taxonomy places the organism in Eukaryota, Fungi, Ascomycota, Dothideomycetes, Pleosporales, Pleosporaceae.
AUGUCGAAGGCCGUAAAUUCGAUUGCAACGCAAAGAGACGACGGUGGUUAUACUCUACCUGAAGGUAGCAAAGUCCUCUCAGCCAACCGCCAUGGCUUCUCUGACUGGACCGUCACUACCUGCUUAGUCGUAGUCCUCCCCGAUGGUGCCGAGAAGAAUUACUUCCUCAAAAUCGCCACCGAUGAAGCCGGCCGGGUAAUCAUGGAAGGCGAGUACAACCCCAUGACCUCACUCUACGAGAUAUCGCCAUACUUCGUCCCCAAGCCCCAUACCUGGGGCAAAUCCAAGCUGGAAGCGCCGGAGACGUACUUCUUCUUAUGCGACUUCAUUGAUAUGACGAAUCCUCUGCCAGAGCCUACCCUCUUCUGUGCCAAACUCGCGCAGUUGCAUAAAUCCAGUCAAUCGCCAAAGGGAAUGUUCGGUUUCCCCAUCCCAACCUGA